UUUUUAUCUUCUCUCGUUGGCCCUUGCUCCCCACCUCGCGGCGUCGCAACGGCGGAAAGAGGGCGAAGAGAAGAAGAAAUUUGUGUUCGGAAGGAAGAAGAAAUUAGGGUUCGGAAGAGAGAGAGGGAUGUGGUAUCUGUGCGUCUUCUACCACCGGCUCUUGGACUACCGGAGGCCGGAGGUGGAAUCCCUAGCGGAGCUCUUCGGAGCCUUCGAGGCAGCCGGAGAAGGAAUAGGAGGCCCUCCGCCGCGGUCUCUGGAGUGGAGGCUCCCUGAAAAUCACCACAUAGAUUCCCCCUUCCAUUUCGUCUCACUUCCUUCCGAGGAGAUAGCAAGAAACAUCGCCAAGCGAAGUAUACUUGUCAAGGGAAUGUAUGAACUUUGGGGACAGGGGAGUAGCUAUGAAGAAUUGGAAAAGGCUAUAAGAGAUUUUCCGGAUGAAAAGAAAUUGCCAUACUUGACAUCAGAAAGCACAUUCCGAAUCAUCGUGGACAGCUUUGGCAAGGUGAUUAGCUUUCAGGAACAAAAUGAACGCAUCCAAGGACUCAGUUACAUACCAUUCAAGGGACGGGUUGAUUUGCGAAGCCCAGAUCACAAGUUCUAUCUCAUGGAAACUGACAAUUAUGGAUCAAAUAAUGGCCUUCCACCAAUUGUCCAGAGGGCAAUUUUCUUUGGUCGAGAGGUUGGAGCUGCAGAUAGAAAGCUUUUGCCUACUUAUCAGUUGAAAAGUCGUAAAUACCUAGGUCCUACAGCCAUGGAUGCUGAAAUAGCCUUUCUCAUGGCUAAUCAAGGGUUAGCACAACCAGGAAAACUUGUCUAUGAUCCCUUUGUAGGAACUGGGAGCAUUCUGGUUGCUGCUGCACAUUUUGGAGCAAUGACAAUGGGUGCAGAUAUUGACAUAAGGGUAGUACGUGAUGGGCGUGGCCCAGAUUGUAAUGUUUGGAGCAAUUUUAAACAGUAUAACUUGCCAAUGCCAAUAUCUUUGUUGAGGGCAGACAAUAAUCUGCCCCCUUGGCGUCCUGGACUGAGAGAGGUAUUUGAUGCUAUAAUCUGUGACCCACCAUAUGGCGUUCGUGCUGGUGGUCGGAAGUCCGGUGGCCGUAAAUUAUUGAAAGGCAUUGUUGGUCCUUACACAGUUCCAGAGGAGAAAAGGAUUGACCACAUACCAUCAACCGCACCUUACAGCUUAGCUGAGUGCAUGCAUGAUCUUCUUGACCUUUCUGCCAAGAUGCUAGUGAUGGGUGGGAGGCUCGUAUUCUUUUACCCUGUCGUAAGGGAGGAUGGCUUUACUAAUGCUGAGCUCCCUGAACAUCCAUGUUUCACUCUGGUUGCUUCCAGUGAGCAGAUCCUGAGUCUGCGCUAUAGUCGGUAUUUGUUGACCAUGGUAAAGACAGGCCCAUAUACUGAAGAGAUCGCAGAAUCAGCUAGAAAGAAGCACCUAGAGUUCAAAGAGAACCAUCUCAAAUGGUUAGAAGAUGGUAAUCUUCACUCUGCUGUGUUCAGCCCGGCUGACCCUCAGAUAUCUUUGUCUGGAAAAUCCAAGUUUGACAGAGAUUCAAAACCAAAAUACAGAGGCAAGUAUGUGUAAGAUUAUGUUUUUUUAAUGUUUUAAAUCUAGGCCUAAGUUUUUUUUUUUUUGAGAGAGAGAUUAUAGUUCUUUAUAACUUUAGUGCGAAGAACUUCCAAGUUGGUGUAUUCAACAUGAGCCUUGUAAUGUGUGUACAUUUUUGUACCAUGAUUAGUUCGCAGAGUUGCUAAUAUCUAAUAUUAGACAUGCAGACAUUAUGAUUCA
Phoenix dactylifera (date palm) is the source of this 1792-nucleotide messenger RNA. RefSeq names its product tRNA modification 11 protein (gene TRM11). Gene Ontology annotation, molecular function: nucleic acid binding; tRNA (guanine(10)-N2)-methyltransferase activity. Gene Ontology annotation, biological process: methylation. Gene Ontology annotation, cellular component: cytoplasm. The record is from RefSeq and is a predicted model, not a curated record. NCBI's taxonomy places the organism in Eukaryota, Viridiplantae, Streptophyta, Magnoliopsida, Arecales, Arecaceae.